Messenger RNA from Culex quinquefasciatus (southern house mosquito), 1482 nucleotides. RefSeq lists its product as uncharacterized. The record is from RefSeq and is a predicted model, not a curated record. Gene Ontology annotation, biological process: sensory perception of smell; detection of chemical stimulus involved in sensory perception of smell. Bases 224 to 1243 code for a protein of 339 amino acids. The transcript has 3 exons. Gene Ontology annotation, molecular function: odorant binding; olfactory receptor activity. Lineage: Eukaryota; Metazoa; Arthropoda; Insecta; Diptera; Culicidae. Gene Ontology annotation, cellular component: plasma membrane.
CAGAAAGGUGAUUCAUCAGGUUCGCAAUGCUUGGAGAGACUUCGCGAGCAAGGAUUGCUUCCAGCUACUCGACAUUCUGUGGAUUCUGGGAGGAUCUCUCAAUCUGCCCUCGCAAGGAUGGAAGCGUGGAGUGUUUUUCUUGUGACACGGAUUAACAGCUUUUCACUUCGGAAUCACACUUUUCAACGUCGUCGGGAAGGUCAACGCUGGGGACACCUUCUCCAUGACCAUGUGGUAUCUGUCCUUUACCGCAGCCACCUCGGUUUGUCUGAUCAAGAUGCUGUUCAUGUGGCAUCAUGACCAAGCAAUUCAGCAGGUGAUCGCGUACCUUGACUCCAAGUGCAACCUCUCAGGUGAUGUUCAGCAUGACAGAUCCGUUCGAGAGAAGUAUUUUACCAGAGCUCGAAUUACAAUCCGCAUAAUAUUUGGCUUGAUGGCCGUAUACCAAGUGCUGUUCUCGAUCCCUCACCCCCAACAGGACAAGCUUUACCACUUUCCACUGUUGGCAUACAUCGGGACACCUUGGCUAAGACAGUUGGUACAAUUCCUCUACAUCUCAACAAUCCCGGUCAUCUGGUUCAGCAAAUACUUCUGGUGUACGGGGAUGAUCGUCGUCAUUCUGAUGAACCUCCAAGGUGAACUGAAGAUCCUGAUCCACAAAUUCAGAGCCGUUUUGGAACGCAUGGAGAGUUCGAUGUCUACUGAGCCGUUUGAGCCGGAAAAUGACCCGGAUCGCAUUCAAGCCGAAACAGUUCUUUGGAAUCAACUAAGCGCCGAUGUUGGACUGGCUAUUGAGCAGCACGUGGAGUUUAUCGAAUUCUUCCAGUUGGUCCAGCCAAUCCUGGGGGUUUCGUUCCUGCUGUACUACUACUUUGCGCUGGCAACCUACGCCUCGGUGCUGUUUCUAAUCCUGAACGAACCGAUUUCGUUUGUGACCAUCUUUCAAGCGACUUCUGUGCUGGGAAGUGUUCUCGAGUGCUACCUGAUUUGUCUGUUGGUUGAUAAUUUUCAAGAAAUGAACGAAGAAAUCCAAACCAUUGCCAGGGACAUUUGCAUUGGGAUGCCACAUAGUGACGAGCACCACUCGAGUUACGACGGGAUGAGGGCAACGAUGAUGAUCAUAAUACUCAGUAACGACAGUUUGAUUAGCUGCGCCGGAGUGUUUGACAUUUCGGUGGAAACUUUUGCUGGGUUGAUCGAUACGUCCUACUCGUACUUGACGUUUCUGUUGAGCUUUCGUUGAGUAUAGAAAUUUGAGGAAUCAAGUCAAUCACAAUCAAUAGUUACUAAAGCUUCGCAAGAAUUCUGGCUCUGACAAGGGACGAUCAAUUAGAAAAAUGCAAAAAAAUGCUUUGAAACUCUAAAUCUACAAAAAUCAUUUCAACGAGUCAGCUAGAAACGAUUCUCAGACUCAAUAAAGUGCCAAACACAAACUGCAAUAAAACACAAACCUUUUCCUAGUUCACGAAAAAAAAAACAAAA